AUGAAGUCUUUUUAUGCCGAGGCCUUCAGGAGUAGACUCAAGCCACAGACCUUGGCGGAUAUCGCAGGUUGGGAUGCGGCUGUGCAUGGCUUUUGCCGGCCAAUUUGCUGUGGCGACCUGCCCAAAGGGCUUUCUGGCAGCGCGAAGAUCACGGAGCAUUUUUUUAUCUCGACUGGCCUUCAACCCAAGGAGUGGUCGCCUCAUUUAGAAAAUAUCCCGAGUUUGCACCCCUUCAUGCAGACUUUACCGCGGGGGGUGCCGCAUCCCGUCGGCUGCACGCUCUUUCACUCAGACCAACCGAGCAAGGAGGGCUAUCUGCACACCCUCCUGCAUUUCCUGCCACCGCGUCCAUCCGAGGCUUUAUCGGGCAGUCUUACGGAGUACUCCUUGGGAGAGCCCCUGGGUGAGAUGUCGUGGGAAUCGAUUAAGGCGACGGCGCCAAAGCGGGAUCGAUCAUCGGAGUAUCUUAUUUUCGUUUGUGCGCAUGGACUCCGAGAUGCCCGCUGCGGUUAUUGUGGGCCUGUGCUUGUGGAUCUUUUUCAACAAGCAGUCGAGACCAUGAAGCAGGGGGAACGAGUCCACGUCCAUGCGUGCUCACACGUGGGAGGUCAUGUAUACGCCGCUAACGUGUUAGUCUUCAGUCGCUUUGGCGGGGUAUUCUAUGGCCUUUUUACACCAGCGGAUAUCGAACCCCUUUUGGAGAGCUUCUGCCAUGAUACAGGGGCGAUACCUGCGAGCCUUCAUAGUCGUAUACGCGGCAUCCUGUGGCCUACAGGAGGAGUCAAAUAG
This is a messenger RNA of Phytomonas sp. EM1, 789 nucleotides long. NCBI's taxonomy places the organism in Eukaryota, Euglenozoa, Kinetoplastea, Trypanosomatida, Trypanosomatidae. The record is from the annotation of a GenBank genome assembly.